This is a messenger RNA of Heterobasidion irregulare TC 32-1, 768 nucleotides long. RefSeq lists its product as uncharacterized. The transcript is spliced from 4 exons. Gene Ontology annotation, cellular component: trans-Golgi network; membrane. NCBI's taxonomy places the organism in Eukaryota, Fungi, Basidiomycota, Agaricomycetes, Russulales, Bondarzewiaceae. Gene Ontology annotation, biological process: endoplasmic reticulum to Golgi vesicle-mediated transport; vesicle fusion with Golgi apparatus. The annotation marks the transcript as partial. The record is from RefSeq and is a predicted model, not a curated record.
AUGUGGCAGGACAACAACAAUCCUUACGGUUCUUCAUCUUCACAGAGCCCUUACUACCCCAAGGCGCCCGCUCAAAACGCCCCGCUUCAAUUCUACGAUCAAAGCUCAUUUUAUCCCGGUUCACGCUCAAGCCUUGAGGGCAAUGUCGGUCCACAGGGUUCCAUAGCACCGCAAGGCGUCGGAAAUGUGUAUGGUGGAAACAUACAGCCCGCAGGAGGAUGGUGGACAGCUUUUGGAACCGGUGGAUUUGAGGGCGAGCCUCCUUUACUCGAAGAGCUCGGAAUUAACUUCUCACAUAUCAGCGCCAAGUCAAUGACCGUGCUCAAUCCUCUGAGACACAUAGAUGAGCACAUUAUGGACGACGCAGACCUUGCGGGCCCACUUCUAUUCUGCUUCUGCUUCGGCAUAUCCCUGCUAUUCUCAGGAAAACCACAGUUUGGGUACAUUUAUGGCGUCGGCCUUCUAGGCUCCAUGUCCGUGUACCUCCUUCUCAACCUCAUGUCCGAGAAGGCCAUCGACGCAUACCGCGUAGCUUCUGUGUUAGGCUACUGUCUCCUUCCCAUGGUAGGUGUAGGCGCGCUGAGUGUGCUAGUCACAUUAGACGGCCUUGUCGGCUAUGCUCUGUCUCUCGUCUCAAUCGCAUGGUGCACAUAUGCCGCGUCCGGUAUUUUCGUCACAGUCCUUCGAAUGACAGACCAAAGGCUGCUUGUCGCAUAUCCGGUUGGACUGCUAUACGGGUGCUUCGCGAUGCUGAGCGUUUUCAACGUU